Molecule: messenger RNA, 3040 nt
Organism: Notolabrus celidotus (New Zealand spotty)
Lineage: Eukaryota; Metazoa; Chordata; Actinopteri; Labriformes; Labridae
Product: sphingosine 1-phosphate receptor 3
Exons: 2
Coding region: 546-1673 (375 amino acids)
Biological process (GO): G protein-coupled receptor signaling pathway
Cellular component (GO): membrane
Molecular function (GO): sphingosine-1-phosphate receptor activity
Source: RefSeq, a predicted model, not a curated record
AACAAAUAAAAUAUAUAUUCUAUCUUCUUGUUUUUGAAUAGAGUCCUGCUGAAUUGUUUUAUGUUGUAGGCUACAGCAAGACUCCCACGCUGAAACAUAUUCUCGAGAAACUUCUCAACACGUCUGCAACAUUUUCUAACUCAUUUUAAACACGUUAUUAGUUUAUAGUUUCCACAUACCUCUUGGUUUUGAUAUGCUUGUUUAAUUGAACUAGCCAGAGAGCCUUCCCAGCCCCUCUGCUCUCUCUGCCCGGGUAGGAGGAGGGGGGAAGGUGGGGGAGUGACGAAAGCCCAACCGUCGACAGCUCCGGAGUUUGGAGGCAUCAGUGAAAGAUGAGGAGCAGCCCUCUCCUAUCGAGCGAGGACGAAGAAUUUGAAGUUCUAAUGUUGGAAAUUAAGAAAAACGACAGAUGAGCAUUGAAAUGUUUGUCUGUCAGUGUGGGUUCAACUUUCAGCUAAAGCCGGUCUGCGUGCACCCCGAGCUGAACACGGUGGAUUGCUGACACUGGACUCUCUGCUCACUCCUGACAUCCAGUGUCAGCAGCCAUGAUCAACCCUCACAUAUACCGCCACUACAACUACACAGGCAAGCUGGACCACCGGGCUAGCAUUGGCACCAGCACCGGCACUGUGGACACCAAAACCAUUGUGUUCCUCAUCAUAUGCAGCUUUAUCGUCUUGGAAAACCUCACUGUGCUGGUUGCCAUAUGGAGGAACCAACGGUUUCACAACCGCAUGUACUUCUUCAUCGGUAACCUGGCUCUGUGUGACAUGCUGGCUGGAGUCGCCUACCUAGUUAACCUGCUCCUGUCUGGAGAGAAGACCCUACAGCUCUCACCAGCACUCUGGUUUGUCAGAGAGGGGAGCAUGUUUGUAGCGCUUGGUGCUUCUGUUUUCAGCCUCCUGGCUAUUGCUAUAGAGAGACACCUGACUAUGAUUAAAAUGAGGCCUUAUGAUGCCAACAAGAACUACAGAGUGUUUCUCCUCAUAGGGACUUGCUGGUUGAUUGCAAUAACUCUUGGAGCUUUACCUAUUCUGGGCUGGAACUGCCUGGAUAACCUCCCUGACUGCUCCACAAUCCUUCCUCUCUACACCAAGAAAUAUGUAGCCUUCUGUAUCAUAGUUUUUAUGCUCCUGCUAUUGGCCAUGUCAGUCCUUUAUGCCCGAAUCUACAUCCUGGUUAAAUCCAGCAGCCAAAAGGUUAACAAAAACAAAAACUCUGAGCAUGCCAUGUCCCUGCUGCGCACUGUCAUCAUCGUAGUAGGGGUCUUCAUCGCUUGCUGGACGCCCAUCUUCGUGCUCCUUCUGGUGGAUGUGGCGUGUCAGCAGCGCUGCCCCAUCCUCUACAAAGCAGACUGGUUCAUUGGAGUUGCUGUCCUCAACUCAGCUAUGAACCCGGUGAUUUACACCCUGGCCAGUCGUGAGAUGAGACGGGCCUUCUUGGGUCUGGUGUGUGGGGUUUGCUACAAGGUGAAGGAUUCCGGGAACGGCAGCGGGAACAGGCAGUCUUUGGAGCCAAGCCGCAGCCGGAGCAAGUCGUGGAGUAGCCAGAACAACCCAAACCAGGGCCAGCAGAGCUCAAGGCAGGCGGAGAAUGACACGGCCCGUGGAGAGGUCUCGGUGGUGGCAGGAGGUGCUGCUCAGGCUGCACUUGAGAGUGACAGAAGGGAAUGAAGGAAGGGAGGGAGGGGGAUCUAUAGAAGAAAGGUGAGAGCUGUCAUAGUGUGUAAGCUCAAGGGACUGUGCAGUGGGCACAGGCAUCAGAGUUGUGACUGAUCAGUAAUUAAGGACUGCUUGAAUUAAAUAUAGGCUGCAGGUCAGUGGUUUCUCCUUUAUGCUUGAUACUGAUUUUUCCACAUCAUCCAUUAUCCCAUUGUAUUGAACCCACCUUUGGUGUUUGACUUUUUGAUGUAUGAUGCAAAAAUGCUAAACAAAACAACAAAUGUUGGCUCUUUACCAAGCACAGCUCACAUAUCAACACAAAAAUCCAAAUAGGGCCGUUUCAUAGCUGUUGAAAAGCACAAACUUAUCAAGUUUAAAAAAAAUGCAUGUUAAAAAAAGUUAAACAUAGUGCAUUUUUAUAGGAAAUAGCUUUUGCAAAAUAAAUGUUGCAACUGAAAGAUGCUCUGACAUAACAUGUACCUGUGUCUGCAGACAAGUAAAAAGGGUGUAAACAAAAUCCCCUAUAACUGAAGUGCAAUUAUAUUCAUACCAAAAAAAAUGUUAUGAAGAAUGAUUGUAGCCAUCCAGUAUUGUAAUGACAUACAAUAUACAUUAUUUAUUAUUCUAUGCUAUGUAAUUUGUAAGUGUGUAUUUACUCAGUUAUACUUCAGUAUUCUGUGCAGUUACUGUAAGAAAAAAACUGCACCAAAAAUUGUGUUUGUGAUGUGAGUGAGAAGAGAUCAAUUAAAUGAGAGAAAAGUAGCAUUGUCUUUAAAGUGAAUUUCAAAGAUUAGCAUAUCUGAUGCAGUUCAUUGAAUACAGUAGCUUUAAUGUUACGAGGGCUCCAUCUACUGGCUGAUAGUGGAAGUUAGUAUCCUCAUAACUGACUUGUUGAGGACAAAAUCUCUUUAAUCCCUAUUUUAGUACCAUAGUUAAAACACAUGCAAGUCUCACCAAGUUCCUAAAGUGCAACAAGUUUUGAUGCAACUUUAAAAGCGUGAUACUUGAGAAAAUGAAGGAAGGGUCAUGUGGACAGAGCAUGAGAAAGAGUGCUUCUAUUUACAGGAUCAACAAACAAAAGUGAGAAGAAACGUAUUAUGUAUAAAGAUGACUCACCUGUAUCACCUCAUGUUUCCAGUAGAGGGCGCCAUUCUGCUUGUUGACAGUUCUUCCUCACAUCUUUGAGAAAAUAAGUUCAAUGUUAAUUCACCUAAACUGCUAAUAAACGUACGAGUUGUUUUGUAAUUAUUUAUCAGUUUUAGUCCAGCCAUACUUGUGGUUUUUAUUCUGUCUGUCCACAUUAAGAGACUUUUGAAACCCAAACAUAAUGAAGGUGAUAUCUCUUUCCUUCUGUUUAUGCAUUAAACUUUUAAAGUUGG